This is a messenger RNA of Styela clava, 1143 nucleotides long. The record is from RefSeq and is a predicted model, not a curated record. NCBI's taxonomy places the organism in Eukaryota, Metazoa, Chordata, Ascidiacea, Stolidobranchia, Styelidae.
CAAUGCGCAAACGCGGCCACCGCUCAAAAGGCAUUGCAUGGUAAUUUGAGAUUCCGAUGUUGAUGCAAUUUUACUACCCCGACUUAAUGACAGAUUAUAUGCAAAACCCCAUUUUUUCAGGCUUGAAAACGUCUUAUUUACCGGGUGACUUAUUCGCCGGGAAAUAUGGUAAUUGUUUCAGAUGCGAUCUGAUGGUGGCGGAAACCGUGACCGACCAGUGGGUACGUGAAUCGCCCUACGGCGGCGAGGAGCAGACAAGUCCAGGCAACCGUGCAAAUUUACACUAAGUUACAUAAAUUUCGUAUUUUUCGAUCAAAGUCACGACAACAUGGGGUGUGGAGGCAGCAAAAGUGUCAAUAUAAGACAACAGAACGAGCCUCCUUACAAGCGACGCAGUGUAAAACGAGAUGAAGAAAACGGAGAACACUUGCCAGAAACUAAACAAAGUGACGUUCAAAUAGAGGAAAAAAACAACAAUCUUAAUCAAAAUCGAAACAGUAAUAAAACGAUUGAAAAUGUAUAUGAAACCGCUCAAGAACUGAAGACACAGAAAUUUACUAUCAACGGUCAAUUAGACUUGUCGUCCAUUUUUAGGAUUAUAAAACAGGCAGUCUACGUAGCGGAUCUCCAACAACUCACACUGCAAAAAGCCCAAAAUUUAGAACUUGAAGACCGAUUAAGGUAUGCCAGAUCUAACAUAGAAAAUCCGCCACCAAUAAGCGAAGAAGAAGCGGCAUCCGACAACCCACGAAGGUACCUACCGCCCCGAAAUGACGGUCGUGAGAAGGCGUGGGUGUUAUCGACCGAAGUUGACAUAGUUUUUGAUAUUUUUAUAAAGGGACAAUAUGUCAAAAAUUUAGAAAUACUGUCGAAAUUACAAGAAGAAUUCAAAGAUAUCGAAAAUAGACUGCGAGAGAUUUCAAUUUUGAAGAGCGGUGAAGCGUGAAUUACGCAAGUCAUAUAAGAGAAAAGUACUCAUUACAAAGCUGCUGACACACGUCUAGUAUGCAAAUCGUGGUCACAUCCCUCCAGUGUAGUAUGAUUUCUCAUGUCCUGAAUUGGCCAUGUUGAGCAAAUAUUAUUGAAUAUGUUAAAUAUAGAGGUUUAAUUCCCCCGGCAUGGCUCUCCAGUCUCCGCGGCAGU